This is a messenger RNA of Cydia splendana, 6610 nucleotides long. RefSeq names its product CLIP-associating protein (gene chb). Lineage: Eukaryota; Metazoa; Arthropoda; Insecta; Lepidoptera; Tortricidae. Gene Ontology annotation, biological process: microtubule cytoskeleton organization. The record is from RefSeq and is a predicted model, not a curated record. The coding region runs from base 484 to 4857 and encodes 1457 amino acids. Gene Ontology annotation, cellular component: cytoplasmic microtubule. Gene Ontology annotation, molecular function: microtubule binding. The transcript is spliced from 37 exons.
ACGCUGGCUGUAUGAGAUUAUUCCAAUGUCACCCUACGAAGGAAAAAAAAACAUACUUUCAUGACGCCAUGACAGGUCACGUGAUGUAAAUUUUUGUCGGGCAUGCGCGACAUCACGAAUUUUACAAGUGAUUUUGAAACGAUGGACCUUUUCGCGGAGAAAAUUGUUAUAAAAUACUCUAUUACGAACCAAAAUUUCGAUUACAGUGCAUAAAUACUCGUGUGUCUCAAGUGUUUGUGUUUCAAAUUGAUUUGUGCAAGGAAGUGUUACUUCGCAAAGGUCAGUUUCUCUAAAAGGUAACAAAACCAUGUGAGAAGUGCCUUAGCACUACCGGUGUGAAGUGCUCAGUUAGUGUUAAACUGUAUUAGUGCUAGCAAAGUGCAGUGCGAGUAGCAUAGUGUAGUGCGAGUGAGAUGAGAGCUGAAGAGGCUUGGACAGUUUGCGUCACGAGAGAGGUCGCCGAGGAUUGAUUAGGAAUACAAGAUGGCCCACUUCCCCCAACCAACAUCACUAGAGGCGGCGCUGCCCCUCAUGGUGAAGCCGGACCUCCGCCUGCGGCAGCAGCUGGGCGAACAACUACCGGCGCUAGUUCGACGGGAACCAGAGGUUGAACACGACAUCGCUGCUCAACUACUGGACGCGCUGGUGCAUUGGCUCAAUGGGGGCAAUUUUAAGGUGGCCCAAAACGGGCUGGAGACGAUCGCGGCGCUCGCCGAGCGGCUCGGAUCGGACUUUUCCUGCUACGUGCCCUCGGUACUGCCGCAUAUCAUCGACAGGCUGGCAGACACAAAGGAAGGCGUCCGCCACAUGGCGCGAGUCUGUAUAGCUGCGCUAGGGGAGAGUCGCGCCGCCCCGCCCCGCGCGCUCCUAGCGCGCCUCAUCCCCGCGACGCAACACAAGGCGCCACACACGAGGGAAGAGGCUGUUAGGACCAUACAGACACUACUAGACACGCACGGCGCGCAAGAACUACAACUCCGAGCGGCCGUACCGAACCUCGCCGGGCUUUUGGGUGACCCCAGCAGUCCAGUGAGGGAUGCGGCGAUGCAACUACUAGUGGACAUGUACAGACAUGUUGGUGAAAGACUGAGAGCCGACCUGAAGAAGAAGGAACUGGUGCCGGCGCAGAAGCUGGCGCUGCUGGAGCAGAAGUUCGACGAGGUCCGGGAAGCGGGCCUAUUACUGCCCACUGCGAACGCGGGCGUGGACGAGGCGGACUACGUGUCGCGCACCACGGCGCGGCGCCACUUCGCCUCCGCCGGCCGCGGCCGCGAGCCCGACUCCGGGGCAAACACGCCGGCGUGUGAAGUACCAAAGAGGACUGUCGCUGGAUUGUAUAGUCUGCCGUCGGCGAAUAGGAAACCACCGCCGCCGACCAAACUCAAUAGUGCUACUAGUGUGUCAUCGGGCACUUCGGGGUCGGGCUUGGGCGGCGAGGCCGGCGCGGUGUCGGUGGAGGCCUUCGAGGCCGCCAUGGCCGCCACCGCGCCCGCCGCCAUCUACGGCGUCCGCGGCCUCGACGACUUGUGCCGACAUGCCGCCGCGCUGCUCGGCGACAAGGGGGCAGAGUGGGAGAGGAGAGUCGACGCUCUAAAGAAAAUCCGUUCCCUACUGACGGCCAACGCGCACGCGCAGUACCCGACGGAGUUCGCGGCGCAUCUGAAGGAGCUCUCCGUGCCUUUUCUAGUCGUCAUCAAGGACCUCCGGAGUCAGGUGGUCCGGGAAGCGUGUAUCACCAUCGCGCACAUGGCUAAAGUACUCAAGAACAAACUGGAGCAGUUCAGUUUGUACAUACUACAGGAGCUCAUCAACCUCAUACAGAAUGCCGCCAAGGUGGUAUCAUCAGCAGGCACCGUAUGCGUGCGGUACAUCGUGACAUACGUGCACUGCCCGCGCCUAGUGCCCGUCGUCGCCACCAACUUGACCACGAACAAGUCCAAAGAGAUACGCUCUACCUUAAGUGAAAUCCUAGUGCUAAUGCUGGAAAAAUGGUCUCAACCAGCCAUCGAGAAACAACUACCCGUAGUCAGAGACGCCAUCCGCCGCGCCUGUAUAGACGCGGACAGUACCGCCAGAACUUAUGGACGCAGAGCAUACUGGGCCUACAAGCGAGCGUUCCCCGCCGACGCCGAGCAGCUGUUCGCUCGUCUGGACGCGGCCGCGCAGAAACAACUCGAACGAGAGAGGAACGUCGGCAGCGUCGACAGUUUGCAACACGUCGGCACCGAGAGACGGACGAUCACCAGCCCACGAAGCCCGUCUGUCAGCGUAUCAGACCGGUCUCCGAGCGGCGCGGCGGCGCGCUCCGUGUCCGCGGUGGACGCGGCGGCCGCGCAGCGCGCCCGCGCACGAGCGCUCUACUCGCACAUGACGCGCGCCAAGAUGGCCGCCGGCACUGCCAGCCUGCCCCGCGCGAAGAGAUCCCCGCAGAGCAACAGCGGAGUCCCUCCGAGCCCUGAGAGAGCAGUGGGCCGCUCGAGGUCGCGCCCUGGCGUGUCACAGUCACAACCCACAUCUCGCUCAUCGUCGCCAUCAGCUAGGAGUUCGGGGCCGCUCUCGCUGGCGAGCGCGCGGCGCCGGCCCUCCGGCAUCCCGCGCUCGCUCGCCGGCUCUCGAGAAACUAGUCCUACCAGAACGGGUCGCUCCAACAGCGUGGUGGGGUCGGCCAUCCGCAGGCGCGAGUCCGUGGAGCGCACCACCCGCGCUCCGUCCGCCACACUGCGGCUACUGCAGCAGACCAGGGACGCGGAGGGAGUACUGAGGAGUCCAGAGGACAGUUCAGCGUACGACAGCGGUCGGCGAGACGACGACUCCGAAGCUUCCAGUGUCUGUUCGGAGAGGAGCUUGGAUUCAUACAGGAGGCAUGAUAGCGUGUCGUGGUCGGGCUCGGCGUCGCGCCUCGGCUGGGAGGGCUCGCCGCCGCCGCCGCCGCCUCCAGACGAGAUCAUCGCGCUGUGCGCGAGCACGCACUGGACCGAACGCAAAGAUGGCCUUACACAUUUGGCCAACUACCUAAACUCCGGUCGCCUCCUCACCGACUCGCAGCUCCGUCGCCUCACGGAACUCCUCAACAAGAUGUUCGUGGACGCCCACACCAAGGUGUUCAGUCUACUCCUGGAUGCCGUCUGUGAACUGCUCCUCGUGCACUGGCAGCAGCUCAAGGACUGGCUGUACCAGCUGCUCUUCAGGUUACUAAUGAAGCUAGGGACGGACAUUCUAGGCUCCGUGCAAAGCAAGAUCAUGAAGACGCUCGACGUCAUACACGAGUGCUUCCCGCCCGAGCUACAGCUGCAUAACAUAUUCAGGUUCUUGGCGGACGGCGCGACGGCCCCGACGGCCAAGACGAAGGCGGCCGCGCUGCGGUUCCUGGCGGCGCUCGCGCACGACUACUGCACGCCGAAUGCAUGCGCACAGGCUCUGCAAGGUGGCGCCGGCGGAGUGGCGGGCCGAGCGCUGGUCAAAGUGGCGGCGCACGCGCAGGACCCGCGCGCCGCCGACGUGCGGCUGAACGCGCGGCGCGCCCUGGCUGCUCUCUACGACUGUAACCCUGUGCCGUUCACGGCACUGAUGAGCGAGCUGUCGCCCGACACACAAGCUCUAGUGAACGGAGUGUUACAACAACACGUCAGGAGAACCUCGAGCACCGGCAGCGACUCUCCGUUGAGGACCUCCUCGGCGACACCGAAUUCGGGCACAGACGACGUGCAUUCACGUAUUAGGCGGACUACUACUGAAAUACAUACAUACACCGCGCAGCAUGCUAACGCCGAGUGCGGUAACCACAUGUCGAGCAAAGACUCCGGUAUCAGUCAGAUGUCGGACGUCACACUAUCUAAUAAGGGGGUCAACGGGGUACCGAAUGGACAUUAUAAUGCCGAGGUGGCGCGCGCGGCGUCGGCGGACAGCUCGGAGGAGGCACCCAGCACCAAGGAGUCCUCGCCCGUGCCGCUGCACCGCCACGACCACACGCCGCACGGAGACUACAAUUCAGCGCUAUGCCGUGAAAAGAUGAAACCGUACGAGACUGAUGAGAAUGGGUUCCUAAUAACCAAAUCCGGCCUCCGUGAGCAAGAAGUUCUAGAGGCGCUCUGCCAACUGGACACACAAAAUGCGCCGCCCGAGCAGUGGGAGCGGCUCCUGCUCGCCACACACGAGAUACUCAAGUACGGGGACUGCCGCAAGCCCUCCGAAUACUUCAAGAAUAUAGUACGGGUGGCGUUGGCUACGCUAGCGGUCGACGAGAACGCUGGUGACAAGGAGAACUCGGAAAACGCAUCGAAUGCCCAACAAUCCUCAGGGUGGGCGACAGCGAACGAGCGCGCGGCUGCGGAGGCGGUGAAGGUGCUGAUCUGGCUGUGCCGGCGGCCCGAGACGCGGCCGCAGUGGCUCGACUACUUCGACCUCAUCCUGCUCAAGCUCAUCAACGCGUACGGCGCGCUCAGCAAGGAGGUCAUGCGCGCCGUCGACCACGGCCUGCCUCACGUGGCUCAGGCCCUGCCGGCUACACAGGUCCUAGCCCUCCUGAAGCCCGUAAUCCGCACCCGCGGGUACCCGACCUCGCUCUGCGCGUUAAAGUUGGCGGCCGAGGUCGCCAAGGCACGGAGCAACGAGCUCACAGACGACAUAGUAGGACAACUCAUGGAUGGAGUCUCACAGUUGGCCGACCACCAAAACUCGGCCGUGCGUAAAGCGGCCAUAUUCUGCAUGGUGGCGUUCACGUUCGCGCUCGGCGAGGAGCGGAUGCAGCCGCAUUUGAAGCAUCUCUCCGUCAGCAAGUGCCGGCUACUACAGGUGUACAUCAGCAAGCACCGCGACGAGGCGGGCGGCGCUCGGGGGGGAGCGCCCCCCGACACGUAGCGGCGGCGGCGGCGCGCGCGGACCACCACCCGCGCCACGCAGACCGACGAGUAGCACCCGACACCCGACGUCCUUCCUGAAGGACAUUAGGUAGGAUAGGGGAGUUGGUUGUUACGUUGUGUUUUGGUACCGGUUAUUUAGAGAAAUUCUAAUGAUUUUUGUAAAAGACUUGUUCAAUAUUUAUUCUUUGUUUUUCAUCCCCUAACGGCCGGCGGCCGGACGGCACUAUACAAGAAUAACUGUCAACAUUUGAAUCAAUAAUAUUAUAAAGAAGAUAUUAUUCUAAAAUCAAACAAUACAAAAUAAAUAUUUUAAGUUUCUGAUUUAAAAAUAUUUGGUUUUCAUUGCAAUUGCAAGUACUAAUAUUAGGACCAUAGGUCGUAGGAUAGUAAAUAAUGACAUAAAAUUAUUUUCAUAUUUUUUUUCUUGAAUUGUCAUAGUAAUACAUUCUAAACAUCGAUCUAUAAAGUAAUUAUGACGCAAAGAAACUUACCCGAUUCCUGAUUUGAUUUUGCCCCAAUAAUUUAUCCAUGUAAUUAAAUUAUUACAACACAACGUGACAAUCAACCACCACGUUAACUCGGUCGCUGGCGAGAGGGCGAGCCUUGUCAUUCGUUUAUGUGAUACUGAUUUACGUUACUAUUGAUCUAUAGCCGACUGUACUAAUACUUUUAAGUAUUGUGUAUUGUAUAAUGUUAAGGAGUGACCACACGUUUAAGUCGUCAUAUAUCCUCCUAAAUCCCGAUGUCCCUUUAAAAGGACAUUGUUUUCUAUAAUGGAAAAUAAAAGCUUCCAAAUUGUCCAAACUCAAAACUGUAAAAAUGAAUUUAGGACUUAGGAGGUUAUAAUAUACGUACCAUUGUAGCCCUCCGCUUUCAAGGCAAUCUUAAGAUUAACAAAUGUAUUAUAAUGACAAGCUUCAUACUCGACUUUUAAGCGACGGCAACAAUAUAUAAAGUGAUCAAAAAUAUCUCAACGUACACUCUACUAGCAAACCUUCGUCUUUUGUAUAUGGGUUUAUAAAGUAUUUCAAUUUAUGAAGAUCAAACACAAAAAAUAGUCAUCGAUUUUAACUAAAUAAGAUAAUAGACAAACACGUCUCUAUGUCCUAGAAAAGAGUCUUGUUCAGAUAUUUAUGAACACAUUUUUCGAUUAAAAAAAUGGCGACUAUAAAUAAAUAUAAAUAUAUGUCUCGAAUAGAUCAAUAGUACUCUUUAUAUUUCGACUCUGUUCGUAAUACGUUAAGGACUAUGUUUGUUUGUGUUGCAAAGUGCAAGAUUUGAUAUUUAUCAACUAACAAAUUAUUCACUUGAAAAAUAUAGGACAUCAUUAUGUCUUGAACAGCGCACUUAUAAUAUCUAACAAGCGAGAACCACAUGUUCUUCAUAAAGAACUAAUAUUGUGAGAGUUUUAUCCUCCUAAGUCCCGAGUUCCUUUUAAUAGAACAUAUUGAAAUCGAUUUUUGAACUAUAAUGGAUUAAAAGUUUCCAAAUUCAAAACUGCAAAAAAGACUAUGGAACUUAGUAUAACUUUUUGUUUCGGUUAUAAAUAAAAAUAAAGUUUCGUAGUUGAGAAAUAUGAAGUGUUGUAUUUUAUUUAUUAUGUAAUAAAAAGACAUGUUAAUUUAUUUGAAAAUGAUUCGUAUGGCAAGGGGGAGCGCGCGUCUACAAAUUUGUACAGAAUUGUAUUUAUAUUAGAUGUGGUUUUCGGGUGACAUUGGAUGACAUAAUAAAAUAUUUGUACUCCAUAAAAA